Molecule: messenger RNA, 826 nt
Organism: Mus pahari (shrew mouse)
Lineage: Eukaryota; Metazoa; Chordata; Mammalia; Rodentia; Muridae
Product: dynein heavy chain 7, axonemal-like
Exons: 5
Biological process (GO): microtubule-based movement
Cellular component (GO): dynein complex
Molecular function (GO): ATP binding; dynein light intermediate chain binding; minus-end-directed microtubule motor activity
Source: RefSeq, a predicted model, not a curated record
GACCUUAUUUGGAGCNCUUCACCUNCACCUUGGAGGAGCACCUGAGGGCCCAGCUGGCACNGGAAAGACAGAAACAACCAAGGAUUUAGCAAAAGCGGUUGCCAAACAGUGUGUCGUUUUCAACUGCUCCGAUGGGCUGGAUUAUUUGGCCUUAGGAAAAUUCUUUAAGGGACUGUUAUCUUGUGGAGCNUGGGCUUGCUUUGAUGAGUUUAACAGAAUUGAUUUGGAAGUACUUUCUGUGGUUGCUCAACAAAUCCUUACCANCCAGAGAGGCAUUAAUGCAGGUACCGAGCUCCUAGUGUUUGAAGGAACAGAACUAAAACUUGACCCCACAUNCGCUGUCUUCAUAACAAUGAACCCUGGGUAUGCUGGGCGGUCAGANNUGCCAGACAAUNUGAAGGCCCUGUUCCGGACAGUGGCCAUGAUGGUGCCUGACUACGCCAUGAUUGCCGAGAUCGUGCUGUACUCUUGUGGCUUUGUGGCUGCNCGGCCGCUGUCCAUAAAGAUUGUGGCGACAUACCGCUUGUGCUCAGAGCAACUGUCCUCCCAGCAUCACUAUGACUACGGGAUGCGAGCUGUGAAGUCUGUGCUCACAGCUGCUGGCAAUCUGAAGGCACUGUUCCGGACAGUGGCCAUGAUGGUGCCUGACUACGCCAUGAUUGCCGAGAUCAUGCUGUAUUCUUGUGGCUUUGUGGCUGCGCGGCCGCUGUCCAUAAAGAUUGUGGCGACAUACUGCUUGUGCUCAGAGCAACUGUCCUCCCAGCAUCACUAUGACUACGGGAUGCGAGCUGUGAAGUCUGUGCUCACAGCUGCUGGCAAUCUGAAG